AUGAGGGCUUCUUCAUUGUUAGGGUCCGCGGCGGCCGGUCUGCCCACCCUGCUCCUCGCCUUGUUUUCGCCCAUCGCACACGCCCAGUCGUUCGAUGCCGUCUCGAUUCCCGACCUCGACCUCUCCUCACUGGGCCGUGUGACCAUCACCGGUGACUUUGAGGGUGUCUCGCUGUACGAAUAUGAGGGCCAAUCCGAAAUUACACAGCGACCUGGAUAUUCGAUUCUCACCCCGCUUCCCAAUGGCAUCCUGACAAAUCUCACCUCCGCCGACGCACAGAUCCGUGACAUGUGUGCCUUCACCCAAAAGGAUGGAACUUUCGCUGGGAUUUUUGUCGGUGGAAACUUCUCAAGCUUGGGUGGAGUCGACUCGCCCGGCGCGGCCCUUUUUAACCCCAACUCCAGCAAGGUUACUGCCCUGCCCGGUCUGAAGGGCUCCGUCUCGACUGUGCUUUGCGACCAGGAUACCAAUCGCGUCUAUGUCGGCGGAUCAUUCACCUACGGAAAGACCAAGAACGCUGUUGCCUGGUCUCCUGACGACGGCUGGACCAAGCUCGCUUUUGAUGGCCUCAAUGGUCCCGUUGAGUCGAUCUUGAAGACCAGCGACGGCCACAUUGUGUUUGGUGGAUCUUUUGAUGGUAUCGGUAACUCAACUCACUCGUCGAAGAACACGAAGCAGGUUCUCAACCUGCAGAAUGCGACCAUCACAUCCGACACCGACUCAUCCCUCAGCGGCUACUCUGAUAACCGAAACAUCAUCUGCUCGACUAGUGGCAAGGCCGCUGCUGGUCAAACAUAUCUGCUUCACGACAAUGCCCCAGGAUUUUGGCGCGCCGACCUUGGUUUCGACUUCUUCCCGACGAAGAUUCGCCUCUACAACACUCAUCUGGAUGGUCGGGGCACUAAAGAUUUCCUCUUUCGCGCCCUUCCCGACACUGGUAUCAUGAACCUGACCUAUACCGACGAUUCUGGAAAUAAACAGUCAUGCGAUUCCUCCUGCCCGCUUUCAUCCAGCACCACCGAGAAAUACCGCGACUUCACCCUUGUCAACCCCGUCGGCAUGCGUGGAUUUGAGAUCGAAAUUCUUUCAUGGUAUGGCCAAGGCGCUGGAUUGAAUGGCAUCGAGGUUUUCCAGGACCAGAUCGUCACCUAUGCUGUCGACAAGUACAACGAGCCAUCCUGUGCUGGCAUUGAAUACGCGGCAAAGUCGGCACACACUGGUUCCUGGACCAUCAAGGAUGGCGGGUAUUUGUCUGCCCAGGUCACCGAUUCCACGGCCGACGACACUUCUGUCGUUUUUAAACCCGAUAUCAAGGAAUCGGGCUACUACACCGUCAAGGUCUUCACCCCCGGGUGUACUGAGGACAAUACUUGCGCCUCUCGUGCCCAGGUUAACGUGACGGCGACUCUCUCGACCGACUCUGAUAAAUCUCAGCCUUCCCCCAAGAUCAUCUCCCAGACCAACAAUUACAACAAGUACGAUACGUUGAGCGAGUCUUCUGUAUAUGUUGACGCCGCCAGCGACUCCUUCCGCCCUUCCGUCACCCUUCGGCCCAUUGUUGGGCAAGGAGAUAUCACUGUUGUUGCAUCGCGUGUUCAAUUUCAACUGGUCAAUGGCACUGCCACCUCCGAUGACUUAAACGGACUCUACGACUUUGAUCCUUCUUCCAAGAACCUCAACACCACCGAUCUUGACAAAUCAGAUAUCAACAAGGCUGGCUCGUCGCUCAACCACAACGCCUCGGUUAUUACCCUGGCUCAAAAUGACGAUGUUAUCUACGUUGGAGGAAAUUUCUCUUACAAGACCAUCCACAAUAUCAUGUCCAUCACCGAUGGCAAUGCUACCGCGAUGCCGGGCGGUGGUCUGAACUCCCUGGUGCUGUCUACAGCUACUCUUGACAGCACUCUGUAUGUUGGAGGUCAGUUCACAGACACUUCUGACGGCGGUGUUGAUGGACUCAGCUAUGUUGCAUCUUACUCCUUCUCUUCCAAGAAGUGGGUCUCCCUGGCGGUCAACGAGACUACCAUUGCCGUGAGCGGUGAUUUCAACAAAAUCCUUGCCCAUGGUGAUAGUCCUGCGGUCUUCGUUUCCGGCUUCGCAAUUUGGGUUCCUUCUCAGGAGGUCUGGUUGCAGUCUCUCAAUGAUACCCAGAUGGAGUUUGCUGGUCGCCUGUCUGCUGUGACUACCCACAACGACACUUCGCUUCUGGCUGGCAGCCUUGCCACGAAUGGAUUCAACGCAGGUGGAGCAGUCUCCUUGUCAGAAAGCGAUGAUGAUCUUGAUCUGAUUCCCUUGCCCAUGAAGUUGGAACACCCCAGCACCAAAUCUGGGUCUGAUGCCAGCCAGGGGGUGAUUACCGGCGUCUAUGAUACCUCCUCCGACCGCAACCUUACCAUUCUUGGUGGCCGAUUCACCACGACUGCCACCAAUGGUUCCACCGUUAACAAUGUCGCUUUCCUGAAUGGUACCGCAGAGACUCUCACAGGUCUCCCCAUGGGCUUGCAAAGUAACUCUUCUAUCAUCUCCAUGCUUGUGCACAAUGAUACCCUCUACCUCGGUGGAAAUAUCACAGGAACCAUUGGCGGUGAAAAUGUGAGCGGCUUGGUGACAUACGAUUUGGUUAACAACAAGUUCGCAGAGUCCCAACCUUGGUCGCUGAGAGGUCAGACUAACACUGUCAACGCUAUCGCUCACCGACCGGGCUCAUCUGAAGUCUACGUCGGUGGUGACUUUGUAUCAGCUGGAACCCUUCCUUGCAACACUGUCUGUAGGCUGGAUGCCUCGGAUAACUCUUGGCUAUGGCCUUCAUCCGAUAUCAGUGGAUCUGUGAUUGCUCUCAAAUGGGCGAACAAGAAGACGCUGUAUGCCGCAGGAGAAAUUAACAUCAGUGGAAACAAGAGCGCUAUUGCCACCUUCAGUACCACGUCUAGCUCUUGGACUUCCUUCCCAGGUUCAUCCAAGUCCGAGAUUCCGGGCAAUAUCACUGCAUUUUCUCCCGCCAGCGAAGACAUCAGCGAGUUCUGGAUCGCGGGUUUAUCGACCAACGGCUCAGCCUUCAUGAUGAACUACGAUGGCUCCAACUUCAAGUCUCCCGGCAACUUGUUCUCCGAAGGCACCCUCAUCCGGGGCAUGGAGGUUCUCCCAGUCAACCAGGACCACUCAUCUGUUUCUCUCUUGAACAACGACCAGAUCCUCCUGAUCAUGGGUGAUCUGAUCAUCCCGGAUUUCGGCAACGCAUCUGCAGCGCUCUACAACGGCACCGCAGUCACACCCUUCAUCCUGUCUUCCAAAUCCGACGGUUCCCCUGGCAGCAUGUCCCACCUCUUCUCCGAGAACGAGAAUCCCUACUCGAGUGGCAGCGAAAGCCACCACUCAAACGGCAUCGUCGUCCUCGUCGCCUUCUGCUGCGCCCUGGGCUGCGUAUUCCUCAUCGUCGCCGCCGGCGUCAUCCUGAACAAGAUCCAGCGCCGCCGCCAAGGUUACGCCGCGGCCCCGCAGACCUUCGGCACAGACCGACCUUCAGACAUGACCCGUCUGCCACCAGAGUAUCUAUUCAAUUCUCUCGGCCAUACGAACCCCACCGCGCCAACAAUCUAA
Messenger RNA from Penicillium manginii, 3597 nucleotides. RefSeq lists its product as uncharacterized. The transcript has 2 exons. Gene Ontology annotation, molecular function: protein binding. Gene Ontology annotation, cellular component: plasma membrane of growing cell tip. The coding region runs from base 1 to 3597 and encodes 1198 amino acids. The record is from RefSeq and is a predicted model, not a curated record. Gene Ontology annotation, biological process: positive regulation of establishment of bipolar cell polarity regulating cell shape. Lineage: Eukaryota; Fungi; Ascomycota; Eurotiomycetes; Eurotiales; Aspergillaceae.